AUGGACGUCCGCGUGCGCCUCGUGUUCGCAGACGCUGUGAAGCACCACGUCCAACGUCGCUGCGGGUUUUCUUCGUGCUGGUACCUGCUCCCUGCUGACAUGAAGAUCGUGGGCGACUUGGCGCACGCCUUGUUGCGGGAGUUCGGGCUUCAGAAGCGCUGUCCACAGGGUCUGGAGUUGAUAUUAGAAGAGCUGCCGGUGCUGGCGUCGCAGAGUAUCCGGAUUGUUCGGGACAAUGACACGAUUGUGGUCCAGAGUCCCGUAUUACUAAUGAGAGAGGAAGAGGAAGGAGAAGAGGUUCCGGAUAGUGAGACGUCGAGUUCGGAGGGUGAGAAAGCGGAGAAUCAGAAGCUGCUGAAGCGAAAAGCGCUUGGGAAGACGGACAGAGAGCCGAGGUUGAAGAAGUUCAAGGUGGUGGAAAGUGCAGUGAAGGGGAGGAAGAAGCGACAGGGCGUGGAGAAGGAGAGUUGUGGGAAGCGUGUGGUUGAGAAGCGACGGGUAGUGGAGGAGAAAAGCAGCAGCGAGAGCUCCAGCUCCAGCUCCAGCUCGAGUAGUAGCUCAAGCAGCUCUUGUUCGAGUGAGAGCAGCAGCAGCAGUGAGUCCGAGGACACACCUAUGGCUCGAUGCGACUCAAAAGACUGCGAGGAAGUCGGUGGCGUUGGCAAAACAAGUGCUAGUACACCUGGACUGAAUGGAAAAGCACCACGUCGAAGACGACGUCGAUUGAGACAGCGGGGUGGCAGACAAAAAAGUGGGGCCAAGGAGGAUGGUAUCGCAGACAGCUCUGCGGACGUUGCGACAUUGUCAGGUAACACUUCGCUGCGACGGGAUCAAGUAGCAAACCCCUCAAAGCAAUUGAAACAAGCUGUAUGUACAGCGGCACAAAGCGACAAUAGCGUUGCUGACGUCAGAGGCUAUCCUCGUGCCAAAGCGCACAUUCUUUUUGAUGAAGUAACCGGAGAUCAAGUUGAAGUCAAGCGUGAUGAGGUACGGUGCGAUGUUAGGGACAGUCGAUGGAGUAAUCGAAAGGCCCAGACACCUGAGCUGGCAAAGUACGGUCCUCCGUCUUCGAAUAGCUUGCCUCCGAGGGCUGCAUGCGGCAAUCAGGAUAAAGCAUCUCGUCCCUCCGUCAGCUUGGGCAAUGGAAGUCAAGACGCCUCGAAAGGAGCAGGAAAAAGCAAAUAUGAAGAAAGGUGGAAGCGGCCGUACAAGGUUGUCGCGACUGUGCUUGACAAGAGAUCGGAACAGUCAAGCAUGAACGACUCGUUGACUGCGUUAUUGAACUCAUACCCGACCGCCGCUGCGGCUUCAUUUUGCUUUGUUCCGACGGACGUCAUUGCUUAUAAGACGCUUACGCUUUGCGUUGAUACGUGGCAGCCUGUACUGAGCGAAUGGCGAUGCGGCCAGGUGCAGUCGAUGGAUGUGCAAGGUACUGCAGUCGAAAUGUCGACCCGGACUCUUGCCAUCACUGACGGCUCUAUAGUCUUCCAUGAAGCUAUACAUACUGAACAACAGAGCGUGCAAGCCAGCGAGAUCAAUGACUUGCGGUUUUUGAGUGGGCCCAGCUACUCCUCAUUGCGGAAUGCCGAUGACGAACAAAAUGCAAGCAAGACAACCGGUGGCACCGAGCAAGUCGUGCCUCAAAAAUGA
Messenger RNA from Peronospora matthiolae, 1650 nucleotides. NCBI's taxonomy places the organism in Eukaryota, Oomycota, Peronosporomycetes, Peronosporales, Peronosporaceae. The record is from the annotation of a GenBank genome assembly.